Messenger RNA from Salvia hispanica, 1764 nucleotides. Lineage: Eukaryota; Viridiplantae; Streptophyta; Magnoliopsida; Lamiales; Lamiaceae. The record is from RefSeq and is a predicted model, not a curated record.
AUGUCGAUAUAUACCGCAGGUGAAUUACCACAAGAGAUUGGCACUCUGCCAAGACUCGAGUUUUUCUCCGUGUAUAACAAUUCUUUACAUGGAUCCAUCCCAUCUUCAAUAUUCAACAUAUCAACAUUGACAAGUUUAGAAGUUUCAUUCAAUGAGUUUUCUGGUACUCUUCCUUCAGACAUAGGUCAUUCACUUAUUAACCUUGAAGUCCUUUUUGUGAGUUAUAACAAACUAAGUGGUUCAAUUCCAACCUCCAUUACCAAUAUUUCCAAACUUACAUACUUGGACAUGUCUGCCAACUCAUUUAGUGGCUCCAUACCACUCUUUGGUAAUUUGAACCUUCUAGAAUGUCUUCUUCUUUCGGGAAAUAAUUUGAGUGGACAGAAAUUCCCAACACAAGAAUUGACAUUUCUCUCUUCAUUAACAAAUUGUCGAUAUUUGGAUCGGUUGGGAGUGUCGGGUAAUCCACUUAGUGGCACACUACCUUCUUCACUUGGGAAUUUUUCUUCUUCUCUAUUGACUUUUGAAGCAUCACAAUGCAAUAUCAAGGGUGUCAUUCCAUCUCAAGUAGGAAACUUAACUAGUUUGCUAUACAUUUAUUUGGAUGGAAAUCAGUUGAGUGGACCAAUUCCACCUACAAUUGGGAAAUUGAAGAAACUCCAAAGCAUAAAUCUUAGUGGCAAUCAAUUGGUAGGGUCCAUCCCUAGUAAUGUUUGCAGAAUGAACAAUUUGGGGAUAUUGAACCUCUCUGGUAAUAUGCUUGUGGGUGCAAUACCUGAAUGUUUGGGUGAUGUUAAAUCCUUGAGAGAGAUCUACUUAGAUUCCAACCAGUUGAAUUCAGUCAUCCCUCCCAAGUUUUGGUCUCUUAAAGAUCUCAUUUUUUUGAAUUUGUCCUCAAACUCCUUGAAUGGUCAAUUGACAUAUCAGCUUGGCAAUUUAAAGUUAAUAAACUCCUUGGAUUUGUCUUUGAAUCAAUUUUCAGGCCUAAUUCCUAGCUCAAUUGAUGGUUGUGAAUCUUUAGAAUAUCUUGACUUGUCAAAUAAUAUGUUUAGUGGAUCCAUUCCUCAUUCAUUGGGAGAGGUUAAGGGUUUGAUAAGAUUGGAUUUGUCUUACAAUAAUCUUACCGGAUCAAUACCCAAGUCCUUGGAAGAGCUUCGUUAUCUUGAAAACUUUAAUGUUUCCAACAAUGCACUAGAGGGGAAAAUUCCGGAUGGGGGUCGUUUUCGUAACUUUAGUUCGUUGUCAUUUUCCCACAACUUAGCUCUUUGUGGUUCAAUAACAUUUCAAGUUCCACCCUGCUCAGGAAAAAAUCAUAGAUCAUGGUUAAAGAAACUUGUGGUGUCAUCAGUGAUUUUAGUUGUCAUCAUUGUGUUUGUUAUGCUUAUUCUCAUAAGCAUGCGCAAACAGAAAAAAGUAGCACUCCUUGCUGACAUUUCACCAGAAAAUACUGAAUGUAGAAGAAUUUCUUACAAGGAACUUGAACAAGGAACAAGUUCAUUUAGUGAAACAAACUUGCUUGGAGGAGGUGGUUUUGGUUCUGUAUUCGAAGCAACACUUUUUAAUGGGUUAAAAGUAGCGGUAAAAGUGUUCCACUUGGAAUUGCAAGGAGCGGCAAGGAGCUUUGACACUGAAACUACUAUAUUGAGUAGCAUUCGACACAGAAACUUAGUUCGUGUUAUUGGAUGUUGUUGUAAUAUGGAGUUUAAAGCAUUGAUUCUUGAAUACAUGCCAAAUGGGAGCUUGGAUUUCUUGUAUGUAGUGUAG